This is a messenger RNA of Closterium sp. NIES-65, 1833 nucleotides long. The record is from the annotation of a GenBank genome assembly. NCBI's taxonomy places the organism in Eukaryota, Viridiplantae, Streptophyta, Zygnematophyceae, Desmidiales, Closteriaceae.
AUGCUCGCCGCUGGGCGCAUAGCGUGCAUCUCGCGGCCAGCGCUAUGCGCCAGCGGAAUGCUCGCCGCUGGGCGCAUAGCGCGCAUCUCACGGCCAGCGCUAUGCGCCCAGCGGAAUGCUCACCGCUGGGCGCAUAGCGCGCAUCUCGCGGCCAGCGCUAUGCGCCAAGCUAUGCGCAUUCCGCCUCUCUCGCGGCCAGCAAUGCGCUCAGCGGAUUUCUCACCGCUGGGCGCAUUGCGCCUCUCUCGCGGCCAGCAAUGCGCUCAACGGAUUGCUCACCGAUGGGCGCAUUGCACCUCUCUCGCGGCCACCAAUGCGCUCAGCGGAUUGCUCACCGCUGGGCGCAUUGCGCCUCUCUCGCGGCCACCAAUGCGCUCAGCGGAUUGCUCACCGCUGGGCGCAUUGCGCCUCUCUCGCGGCCAGCAAUGCGCUCAGCGGAUCACUCACCGCUGGGCGCAUUGCGCCUCUCUUGCGGCCAGCAAUGCGCUCAGCGGAUCGCUCACCGCUGGGCGCAUUGCGCCUCUCUCGCGGCCAGCAAUGCGCUCAGCGGAUCGCUCACCGCUGGGCGCAUUGUGCCUCUCUCGCGGCCAGCAAUGCGCUCAGCGGAUCGCUCACCGCUGGGCGCAUUGCGCCUCUCUGGCGGCCAGCAAUGCGCUCAGCGGAUCGCUCAUUGCUGGGCGCAUUGCGCCUCUCUCGCGGCCAGCAAUGCGCUCAGCGGAUCGCUCACCGCUGGGCGCAUUGCGCCUCUCUCGCGGCCAGCAAUGCGCUCAGCGGAUUGCUCACCGCUGGGCGCAUUGCGCCUCUCUCGCCCUGGCAAUGCGCUCAGCGGAUUGCUCACCGGUGGGCGCAUUGCGCCUCUCUUGCGGCCACCACUCUUUCUCUCUCUCUCUCUCUCUCUCUCUCUCUCUCUCUCUCUCUCUCUCUCUCUCUCUCUCUCUCUCUCUCUCUCUCUCUCUCUCUCUCUCUCUCUCUCUCUCUCUCUCUCCUCUCUCUCCCCCCUCUCCCUCCCCACUGGUACUACGGCAGGUGUUUGCAGGCUUCUUCGCCCCACAGCCAUUCCGCUUUGAGCCAUACGACCUACUCACCAACAUCGUCAAGGGACUCACUCACUGCACUUCAACUUUUCUGCCUUGGGCGUCUCUCACUUCCAAUAUCACCACCUGUCCCUUUGAGCCCUUGACCUGUCCCCAUCCUCGUCCCCCGUUGCCUCUUCCCUCAACUCGCCCUCACUCAAACGUUCCUCCUAAUAUUAUCCCUUCUCCUGCUACUGCUCCUCCUGUUCCUCCUCCUCCUCCUGCUCCUCCUCUUCGUCUUCCCAAACCCUUCUCUGUUUACUCCCUCGCCCCCGUCACCUCUCAUUCUUCCACUUCUUCAUCUUCGCUCUCCAUCCUACCGUCAACUUCCAUCCUCACUCCCUUCCUCACUACCAGCAUGCAUCUCGGCCCAUUGUCUCUCCCUCUCUUCCUCCGCACUCUCUCCCUCACGUUCCCCCUCACUCUCCCCUCUUUCCAUCUCCUCAUCCUCGUCUCUCACACUCCCCUCCUCUUCCCCGUCCCUCAGACUCUCCCACUGCCUCUCCCUCUCCUCUUCUUCACCCCUAGACCCCUCACUCCCCCUCUCACUUCCCUCCUCACUCCUCCUCUCACUUCCCUCCUCACUCCCCCUCUCAUCCUCGUACCUACCCCUCCCCCACCAGCCCGUCCCACCCUUCCCUCCUCCCACUCCCCAAAAACUCUCCCCUCCAACUCCCCUGAGGCGACAACUCAGGCGUCAAAACCCCUUCCCUCUCCCCCUUGUCUUUCCAGCUCCCUUGUCAAAUCCCCCUCCCUCUGA